ACGGAUAUAUUCGACAAGAACUUCACAAGGUGCAUUUAGUUUUACUGUGCAGUUCUCUCGGUUUGACGUAUAUCAAAGUGCAUAAAAGUGCAUAAAAAAUGGAAGGGCAACAUCGCUUCUUUGUAAUAGCCAUAUUGGUCCUAUUUUCUAUUCUUCAUUCAGGUGAAACACUGAAAUGCUAUAAUUGUUAUACGAAGGGAAGCCAAACUUGCGAAGAUAAACUUACACUGUUACCAAGUGAGACAGUAGACUGCUCAGAAAGCCACUGUGCGAUACUUAAAUAUAAUGAGACUGAUGGUACUUUAAUCAUCAGACGUACAUGCUUAGCUGCUACAUGUGAUGAAGCUAUGAGGCAGGAUAAAAAUUUGAAAGAGUGUUGGACAUGCGACACAGAUCUCUGUAAUGCUUCUGCCAGCAAUGUGGUAUCAAUUAUUACAAUAAUAGGCUCGGGAUUGAUUGCGCUGUUAUUGUCAAUGCGAUGAUUCCUUUAGACCAUUUUUUACAUUAUUAAAUUUUGCUGCUUAUUGUAACUUUCCUUUAUCACAUCUUUUAAUAUUAAUAUUUUUUCAUAGAAUAUGUAUUUUUGUCUUUACUAUAUAAGAUGUUUUUUGCUUUGUAUCUCUUUUUGAAUUCUAUAAAUCUAUAAAUAUUAAUUAUAUAUAUAUAGUAUCAUUUAUAUUAGUGCCUGAUUAAAACUGAAAAGGUAUAUACAAGGUAUUGUACAACUGAUUGUAACAAAAAAUAUUUAAAAAGCUGCACACG
Pogonomyrmex barbatus (red harvester ant) is the source of this 762-nucleotide messenger RNA. RefSeq lists its product as uncharacterized. Lineage: Eukaryota; Metazoa; Arthropoda; Insecta; Hymenoptera; Formicidae. The record is from RefSeq and is a predicted model, not a curated record. Gene Ontology annotation, biological process: sleep; regulation of synaptic transmission, cholinergic; positive regulation of voltage-gated potassium channel activity.